AUGUGGUUCAAUAUCAGCUCAGCCCCAUUCCUUCUGACUGGCUUCCCAGGCCUGGAGGAAAUCUACCACUGGAUCUCCAUCCCUUUCUUUGCUGUGUACAUCUCCGUGAUUCUGGGCAAUGGCAGCCUUCUCUUCCUCAUCAGAGAUGACCACAAUCUUCAUGAGCCUAUGUACUAUUUUCUAGCCAUGUUGGCUGCCACUGAUCUUGGAGUGACUCUAACCACAAUGCCCACUGUACUAGGGGUUCUGUGGUUAGAUCAAAGGGAAAUUAGUCAUGGGGUCUGCUUCUCCCAAGCCUACUUCAUCCAUUCACUCGCCAUAGUGGAAUCAGGUGUCCUACUUGCCAUGGCUUAUGAUAGAUUCAUUGCCAUUUGCAGUCCACUGAGAUACUCAUCUAUCUUGACCAAUACCAAAGUGAUAAAGAUUGGGGUGGGAGCACUUCUAAGAGGUUGUAUAUCUAUUGUUCCCCCAAUAGUGCCCCUCCAUUGGUUCCCUUACUGUCAUUCCCAUGUUCUCUCCCAUGCCUUCUGCCUCCACCAGGAUGUCAUCAAACUGGCCUGUGCGGAUAUCACCUUCAAUCGCAUCUACCCAGUUGUUCUGGUUUCAUUUACUGUAUUCCUAGAUUCCCUAAUCAUCCUUUUUUCUUAUAUACUGAUCUUAAAGACAGUCAUGGGCAUUGCCUCAGGAGAGGAGAGAACCAAAGCCCUUAACACCUGUGUCUCCCACAUCUACUGUGUUCUGGUUUUCUAUGUCACUGUGAUUGGCUUGUCUCUUAUCCACCGUUUUGGAAAGCAUGUGCCACGUGUGGUUCAUAUUGCAAUGAGCUAUGUUCACUUCCUUUUCCCUCCAUUAAUGAAUCCCAUCAUCUAUAGCAUCAAAACUAAGCAGAUUCAAAGUGGUAUUCUUCGCAUGUUCUCUCCAUGCAAAUCCAAGAUCUAA
Molecule: messenger RNA, 939 nt
Organism: Antechinus flavipes (yellow-footed antechinus)
Lineage: Eukaryota; Metazoa; Chordata; Mammalia; Dasyuromorphia; Dasyuridae
Product: olfactory receptor 51B6-like
Exons: 1
Coding region: 1-939 (312 amino acids)
Biological process (GO): G protein-coupled receptor signaling pathway
Cellular component (GO): membrane
Molecular function (GO): olfactory receptor activity; G protein-coupled receptor activity
Source: RefSeq, a predicted model, not a curated record